Molecule: messenger RNA, 4077 nt
Organism: Lucilia cuprina (Australian sheep blowfly)
Lineage: Eukaryota; Metazoa; Arthropoda; Insecta; Diptera; Calliphoridae
Gene: Rsod
Exons: 11
Coding region: 517-3981 (1154 amino acids)
Biological process (GO): superoxide metabolic process
Molecular function (GO): metal ion binding
Source: RefSeq, a predicted model, not a curated record
AAAACUACGCAUGCGCAACGAGAAUAUAAACACAAACAAAAAUCAAAAUACACCACUUGCAAUUUCCGUUUUUAACUUUUCUACAAACAAAUGGUAAAAAGACAACAACAACAACAGCAAAUGGCUAGCAGACCUUCAAGAGAACAACAACUGACUAACAAAAACCACUGAGACAAGUAAAUACAAAAUAAAGUAUAAGUUAGUUGGAUAUCGUUUUAGCUCUUUUCUUAAAACCAGGUUUUCAGUUGAGUUUAAGACAUCAAACUGUGAUUUUGUUUUGUGACGACCAAAACAGUAAAACGUUGCUGACGUUAAAAGAAAAAACUGUAUAACAAAAACAACAACGAAAAAAGUAAAACAUUUAAAAAAUGUGAAAGUAAAAUGGAAUUUUAACAUAAAAUAAACCAAGAAAAUUGUUUUUAAUUAAAAGAAAAUUGUAAAUAAAAAUUAUAUAGUUAAGCUUUAAAAAAAAUACAUAAUAAUUAAAGGGGGAGACACAAAAGAUCAGCAAAUAAAAUGUUAAAUAAACAAAAUUAUUUAAAUUUAAAGCUAUUGUUGUUGGUAUUAUUCAAUAUUGCAUCACAAGUUACGGGCCAACAAUUAAUUGCUUAUAUAUCACAACAUGGUCUACAUGGCGAAAUAACAUUUCGUCAAGUCAACUCUAGUCAUGUAGAAAUUAAUGCCGAUCUUGAAACUACACUUCAGUAUCCAGAUCAGGUUUGGAGUUGGUCGGUACGCAAGUUUCCCGUCGAUUACACUAACACCGAUACAAAUGAACGUUGUGAACUCGAACGUUUAGGUGAUGUUGUGGUGACUUUUGAUGAUGAUUUAGAGUAUUUAAUAUUACCCGGUAAUGAGACCACUACAUGGUGGAGAGAAAUGCAAUUGAUUGGCGACAAAGGUAUUUGGGGUAAAUCCUUAGUACUCACCGAAGUGUCACGAAAUGUUCGUGUUUGUGCCACCAUCACAACCAUACAAAUGAAUGUGGAGCACAUGGCUGAGGCGCGUUUUAACACACCUAUAGCAGGUUCAGUCUAUUUUCGUUGGUUAGCACCCACCGACGGUUCUUUGGGCGAUACGUUAAUUUACUCCGAUCUAUAUCACAUUCAAUCGCAACCGGCAAAUAUGUUUAGCACAAAACCAAUGACUACACAUCAUUGGAAAAUAUAUGUCACUGAUAUCUUCAAAUAUGAUCAUCAUCGUACCGAAGAUAAUUGUAAUUUUCUACAAUUAGUUUUCGAUCCCAGCGGUGAGGGUGACGGACAUGGUAUUGGUGAUUUGGAUAGUCGUUUGGGUAAAAUACGUGUGGCAAAGAAUGCUUUAAAAGUACCCCAAAGAGUCGUAUUUCGAGAUGAAAAGUUGGCUUUACUGCCUUCGGAUUUGACAAUACCGCAUCGUACUUUGUAUUUGGUUUUGUUCGACGAUCAACAUCCGGAAAACUAUUUGGCCUGUACGAAGAUUAGAGAUGUUAAACAAUUGAAUUAUAAAACUUUUAUCAAUCAUGAGGGCAUUAAAGGAGAAAUUACCAUGACUCAACGUUCCAAAUUUGAUCCAACCUUCCUUAACUUUUCUAUAAACACAGCCGGGGAACAUGCUCAACAUAUAGCGCGAAAAUUUGCCGAAGAUGUAGCUGCUUUUCGUAUACAUACUUUACCUCCAGUGCCCCUUAAAAUGGGUAAACCGGAUUACUGUGAUUCUACUGGAGCUCUGUACAAUCCCAGAGAAAUUGAAAAAUCUCAAAUACCACCUGCUGGUUAUGGUACCCAAGAUCAAUAUCCUGUAGGAGAAGUAAGCGGCAAAUUACAGAGUCGCAAUAAAAAGUAUUAUCAUCACUCAUUUUUGCCGGGCACCAGUUCAGAACUAAAUGGUUUAUAUUGGGAUGUUUUUCUACCUCUACAAGGUUUAGAUAGCAUAGCCUAUCGUAGUUUAAUGAUAUAUCAUUACAAUCGCACUAAUUUGGAGAAUAUAACCGAGCAAGUAUGGAGUUGUGGCACCAUAAAUCAAUAUCAAAAGAAUGGCUAUCAAAAGCAAAUGUUUACGGCACAAGUCUUAUUCAGAUAUCCUAUAGUUGGUCGGGUACUGUUUCGCCAACCAGCCGAAGAACCUUGGCAGGAUACAACAGUGAUAUUCGAAUACAUGAUACAUGCAGAUGGUUCUACACAAAAUAAUACUUUCUCUCAUCGUUGGGCAAUACAUAGUAGCGCCCCCGGUAAAGAUUUCUAUGAUUGGCAAAAUCGUUGCAUAUCAACGGGUAAUGUUUUCAAUCCGUAUAAAGUUGAUUGGGGUAAUCGUUCAGUGGAUGACUUCUGCAGCCCACGAUUACCUGCUAUGUGCCGUAUAGGGGCUUUAGAUACACGUAUUGGUACUUUGAGUAUAGCGGGCAGUAAACGCAAUGCCCAGGAAAUAAGCCGUUUAAUAUUUACCGACACAAAUUUGCCUCUAUCGGGAAGACAUAGUAUUUUGGGUAAAUCCUUGGUGAUCUAUGAUGAUUUCGGUCCCAAGGCAAGAGGAGAAAGAUUGGCUUGUUCAAUUAUAAUUGGCCAUUAUAAACGAAAAGUUGUGGCUAAAGAUUGGUAUGCUAAUGGUGAUGAAUUAACUGUCUCGGGAAAAGUGGAGAUUACCCAACAAUCUGAGUAUGAUAUCAGCAAUAUCGAAGUACAAUUUAAAGGACUGGAUCAGACCAGUGGUUAUCAUAUACAUAUGACUCCCGUUGAAGCCAAUUUAGCUUUUCCCUGCGAAGCCUCUACUUUAUACGGCCACUUCAAUCCGUAUGGUAUUAAUCCCAAACAAUCUCCCCCGCCACGUCAGGGCAGUACCGAACAAUAUGAAAUGGGUGAUUUGAGUGGUAAAUUUGGUACCCUUGAUUCUCUGACCCAAUACGAAGAUGCAUUCAAUGACACCAAUUUACCUUUGUUCGGCAUUAACAGUGUCAUUGGUCGUUCUGUGGUGAUUCACAAGAAAAAACGUAAUGCUCGUUGGGCCUGUAGUACUCUAGAACGUGGCUAUGCUCCUAGUGAAGGUCGAGAAUUGCGAGCUAUUGCUUCGUUCCAUCAUCCUACUGGUUAUGCUUAUGGUUAUAUUAAAAUGACUCAAUUGGUUCAUAACGAUGGCAGUCAAUCCGAUACAGUAAUUGAGGUUAAAUUAAGGCACCCGGGUAAAAAUGAUAGAAACAUGACCCAUAAUCACAAUUGGCAGAUAUUUGUAAAUCCAGUAGGUGUCGAUGCUGCUGUUAAACCAACAAAUACACGUUGUGUUGCCGGUGGUUAUGUUUGGAAUCCAUAUUUUACUCAACUGGCGGAUCCAUUGAAUCGUGAUUUAUAUGAACGUGAAUGUGGACCCGAUAAUCCUUUACGUUGUUAUGUUGGUGAUGUGGGUGCACGAUUGGGAACAAUUGAUCUUGGUGGUGAACGCAGAGUUUAUACCGAUUCAAAUUUCCCGCUUGAAAGGCCCGUUGGAGCUAUAGGACGUUCUAUAGUUAUCUUUGGUCCUGACUUUUCUGGAGAAAGAUUUGCCUGCGCUAAUAUUGAACCAGAUCAUAAUGUUUUCAAAUAUGUUAAUUUACAAAAACCUCCCAGAUUUGUGGUGGCUCAAUUUUUGGAGGAACUUAGAUCUGUUAUGGGCAUACCGGAAUGGAUGUUAGAUGUUGAUGCUCGCAAGACUAAGGAACUACAUGGUGGCAGCUGUAUACAAAUGAUUAUACACUUUAAGGGUCCCAUAGCUCAUCGUUUAGAAUUGGAUAUGUCACGUUUGAUUGCGGCUGGUCGUUUAGAUGCUCCCAGUCUUUAUAUACCUGGUUAUGUGAAUACCAAACGUAAGGCCACCAUUUCGUAUCGAACAUGUGGUGUAAGAGAUAUUAAUGAAAAACGUAACAAAUCAUUUAAAGGCGGUAGUAAUUCGGCAGGCAACAUUCAGCAGCCCGCAAAAUUGUUAAUACUCUUCGUUUUUAGUUGUCUAAGUGUAUAUUUAAGAAAACUGUUAUAAUUUGUUUAGUCAGAAAUAUAUAAAUACAUAUUUUUCAAACAAUAAAAAUUAAAAAUAAAUACUCAUAUAAUAAAUUUUAUACUGUACAUAUAACUA